Molecule: messenger RNA, 761 nt
Organism: Temnothorax curvispinosus
Lineage: Eukaryota; Metazoa; Arthropoda; Insecta; Hymenoptera; Formicidae
Exons: 4
Coding region: 84-761 (225 amino acids)
Source: RefSeq, a predicted model, not a curated record
UAAUGUAUACAUUAAACUCCACAUUAUCAUCAAAUUAAUUCUAAUUUUUAGAUAAUGAUGUCAACUAUGAUACUUUGAAAUACAUGACUAUUAAUCAGUGUCCAGAACUAGCUGAAGUUAUACCAUCGAUUGGUGCAAGAAUUGCACUACAAAAUUAUUUCCGCAGUAAUGAUGAUUUAUGCAAAGAAAUCAAUGCCCCUUCUGACAAUAACCUUCCUUUGGCUUCUACUUCUACGCCUUUUGUGACUCCAUCUUUGACACUUGCUCUUACGCCAGAAGAGAUGUUUGACGAAUCUCUUGAUAAUACAACAUCAAAUAAUGAUAUAAAAGCAUCUAUGGAAAAUGCUACACAAUCAUCUUUUGUAGAAGAGUCCUCUGUUAAUGAUACACAGAAUAUUGUAAUAUUAGACACUUAUGGUCAUGAUAGCGAGAUAGUAAAAGAGUUACAGAGGAUUGAUGAAACAGUGGACAUGAUGUUAGAAAACUUUGAUUUAAAGGCAUUGCUUAAAAAAACAGUAACCGGACAAGCGAUUAUAGCUUCAUACGAUGCAAGAAGUGGAUUAUCGCUGAGAUGCCAACAGUAUUUGGCAAAUAUUAUUAUCUGCCACUUUUUUGAUAAUAACAUUAACGUUCAAUUAAAUAACGAAAAAUUAAACAAGAUUGCGGAUCACAUUAUUACUCUCUUCCCUGCUGAAUGUAAAGAAGUAUAUUAUUGUCCACCCAUAAAAAAGAAACAAUCGAAAGACCAAAAAUCCGAUUGA